Molecule: messenger RNA, 2457 nt
Organism: Eimeria maxima
Lineage: Eukaryota; Apicomplexa; Conoidasida; Eucoccidiorida; Eimeriidae
Product: subtilisin-like protease, putative
Exons: 7
Coding region: 1-2457 (818 amino acids)
Biological process (GO): proteolysis
Molecular function (GO): serine-type endopeptidase activity
Source: RefSeq, a predicted model, not a curated record
AUGGCCUUCCGCUUUUCGUCCCUUGCGCUCUGCCUGGCUGUUCUUGGAGGGUACUCACCUUGCACGGCUUUCCGCGAUGGUUCCCAUAUGAACGUUUCAUUUGAAGAGCAUAGAAAUGGAAGUUAUACUAUUCCAGCAACCGGACAAGGAGUCGAAGUUCCUUUUCCAGAGCCCGUGGACAGGCCGAGAAGAUCCAGUGGCCCUCUUCGUCCCGUGGUUGCAGGACCUGCAAAAGCCCACGACGACAAUUUCCAUGCAGAAGAAGAGUACGAGCAUCAAAUACAGCUACAUCCAUUUAUGACUCCAGUUGAAUCACCUGAAGGGUUGCCCGAAUGGAGAAGAAACCUUCGCUUCGGGGAAGCCACAUAUUCGCCGCAGAGAACGCGCGCAUUAUCGCAAACUGAUAGAGGUGAGCGCAAAAGAAAUGGCCGGCAGUUCAUGAAUAAAGAUACUAACGAGUGGGAAGUUGGAGGACGCUUAUUAUCGGAGUCCCCUUCCUUCCGGGCGGGAAGAGUGGACUUCCGCGAGGAGUCGCUCCUGAGCAGCUCGGUGGACGGCAAGCCCGAAGACCGCAGCGCCAGCACUGCGAAUAUAGAUGAAGAACAGAUGGACACAAGCUCGUCUGUAGAUGAAAAUACAGAUUCACGGGUAGUCCUUGAGGUGACACGCAAAAUGAAAAGCGUGGACGGCAGUAUAUCCAUACCGUCGCCAUUGGCCCACAGUUUGCUGUAUCGAACUAGAGAUAUAGCUAAUCCCCUUACAUUUGCCAACUUCCUUGCAGAAGGCCAAGAAUGGCUCAUUCCAGGCACAGGGAGCCUCUGGGAAGGCCUUGGGCGCCACGUGGAUUCACUUUUUUCAGGGCUGUUCUUGAAGACAGCCAGCGUUCUACCCAACUACAAGCGUAACGUGAUUAUCUGCUACAAGGAGUACAAGCCCUCUAUGUGGAUAGAAAUGUUUGGCCAGAGAAAUCAGUUUCUUCGGCAACUUGCUUCUCUCUUCCAAGGUACGCACCGCAUGCAAUCUGUGUAUCUUCGAAAUCUCGGGAUGGAGAUAUUUGAAGUGCCUCCUCUCUGGCGUGUACGUGAAUUCAUUGCCACGGUGCUGAAGCUGGAUAAGUACGUGAGCCACGUAUAUACAGAUCACCUGGUAAGUGACUUUGACAACGAACUCCAGGUGGCUUUGCAAGACGAUUCUUCACAAGAAGUAGUAGAUUCAAAACAUAGGAAACGUCAAGGUGAUGCCAGUAGUUCAACUGAUUCAGGGCAACACUAUGCAACGAGCAAAAACAAAGCACCGAGCCGCAGACUGGAGGUCAUGACAAAUGACCCCUUUACGUGGCAGCAGUGGGCUAUUGUGGACAGCGGUCCUACUAGAUGGGGCAUCGAAGCUCCAAACGCAUGGGAGGUUUGGACAGGUCAGGGGCUCAAACCGCGUUUCACAAUUGCCGUGAUAGACAGUGGUGUCGACUACGAGCACCCUGACUUGCAGAAUCAGAUAUGGCGGAACCCUGAUGAAAUAUGUGGAAACGGCAUAGAUGACGACUUCAAUGGAUUUGUGGAUGACUGUAUAGGCUGGGACUUCGUAAAAGGCACCAACUUACCUAUGGAUGAUAACGGUCACGGUACCGCUUCCGCGGGAAUCAUUGCUGCAGAGCCAAAUAAUGGAAUAGGUCUCACUGGGGUGUGUUGGGGCUGUGAUAUCUUGGUACUAAAAGCACUAAAUGAGGACAUAAAGGGGACCAUCAGUGCGUUUGCUAGGUCCCUGGACUACGCGAUUGGAAAAGGAAUAAUGUUGUCAAACAACAGCUAUGGGGGGAGAGGCAGCGGAUUUAGAGGCCUUCAAGAGGCUGUACAACGAGCGCGGCAGGCAGGAAUGAUUGUUGUCGCCGCUGCAGGGAAUUACAAUGGCAAUAACGAUAAUGACAAGCAACCUGUUUUCCCCGCAUCAUAUGAUCUAGACAAUGUCGUCUCCGUUGCAGCGAUUAGCCGCAACGGCCAACUAGCACCAUUCAGCAGCUAUGGAAAGAAGCAAGUUGACGUUGCUGCUCCAGGAUUGAUUGCCACAGGAGGCACUGUUGACGCCUGGAGCACACUGGCAAAAGAAGACAUUCUAGACCCGUAUGCCGCCCUUCCCGUUGUUCCCAUGACGUGUGCUUCAGCUUCAUGCAGUCAAUACGCGACCUGUUCAGAUGCGCAAGGAACAGCGAAGUGUGUGUGCAAUCGUGGAUUCGAAGGAGACGGAAAAGUGUGCAAGGACAUCGACGAAUGUAUUUUUAGUCCAUGUGGGCCUGCAUCCGUGACCUGCAGCACAGUGUCUCAGAAUAAACUCCCCAAAUCGGGGGCCAUGCGCCAACAAUGGAGGCUGUGGGGUCAAUUCUCUGUGCCAAGCGCUUUUCACUUCAGAGGCAACAAGGAAAUGCAAUUGUGUCAAUGGGUUCAAGCCCCUGCGCUUAGGUAA